UUCUCUAGUACAGAUACAUUCGAUUAACGUUGAAAUGUUUCUGCCGCUUUUUUUUAUAGUCAUCGUAUCCUCCGUCGUUCGAUGUAGUGAUUUUCCUUCGUUAAUAACAGCUAACGCAACAAUGGCUAUUGUGAUCGAUAAGCAUAUAUUCCAGGGAAAAACAAACUAUGAAACCUUGUCGACUGAAUUAUAUCACCUAGUUUCAAAAAUCGUCGACGAAAAUAUGCGGUUUGGAAGAAUCGAAGCACAUCUUUUUACCGACUCAAGUCCCAACUUGCGCCGAGAUUACACUGUAUUGCUCUCGAUUACGACGUGCCACGAAACAUGGAAAUUAUAUCACCAAGCCAAGAGAGAAGACCUCGUGCACAUCGCUAUUACAGACGCAGAUUGUCCGCGAUUUCCCGACCAUGAAGGCAUCAGCGUUCCGCUGUUGCAUCCUGGAGAGGAAUUACCACAGCUGCUUCUGGACUUGAGAACCAGAUCGGCCCUUACCUGGAAAAAAAUAAACGUCCUACAUGAUGAGACUUUUGGAAGAGAUACGAUCAGCAGAGUGAUGAUUGCUCUGUCCGUUGAACUUUUAGACUCGCAACUAGUCCCGACGACUAGAUCUAUUUUCACGAUCAAAGAGGCGAAAUCAGAGCGCGGCAAGAGGCAGGAAGUAUUGAAAAUUCUCUCAAGUUUUCCCGAGGAGAGGCUUGGCAGUUGCUUCCUUGUCAUUGUGACGAUCGACAUGGUCGGCGUGAUAAUGGAAGUGGCUAAGUCGUUGAAUAUGGUUAAUCCUGCAACUCAAUGGCUCUACAUUGCGAGUGACACGACCUCCCAAGAUCAAAACGUGACUAUGUUGAAGGAGAUUCUGAACGAGGGUCAGAACGUGGCUAUUCUUCACAAUACCACGAAUACGGAUGUAACUUGUCAUGGAGGAUUUACUUGCGACGUGAAAGAGCUUACCAGGGCUUUGGCAAUUGCUCUCGAGGAUUCACUUGCCGAGGAGACUAAAUUGUCGGAGCAUGUUACCGAGGAGGAAUUCGAGGCGAUACGAUUUACGAAAAGGGAACGACGUCGGGACGUUCUGGAUAAGAUGAAAGAGCUUUUUAUCAGUCGAUCUGGACCGAGAGGGAAUUGCGACAGGUGUUUGUCCUGGACAGUCACAUCGGCGAUAACGUGGGGGGAGUCCUUUGUUAAAGGUAAAAAAACAUCGGAGGCGAGCGACGGCGGUACAGGCCAUUUCAUUGUUACCGGAACCUGGUCUCCUCGGCUUGGUGCCGUGAUGACGGACGCGAUAUUUCCUCACGUGAUGCACGGCUUCAGAGGAAAGACACUUCCAGUAAUCACAUUCCACAAUCCUCCGUGGCAAAUAAUUAAUCAAAGCGAAACCGGCCAUGUUGUAUUCGACGGGCUUAUUUUUGACGUACUAAAGCAGCUUAGUCAUCGGCUGAACUUCACUUACAACGUCCUCAUCGAAUCGGAUGAACAAGGUCAGAAGGUUGAGCCUUUGAGCCUUGAUGAUGAUGGAAAGACGGCAAACAGUCAGCUGCCUUCCAUGACUAACAGCAUUUCUUCAAAUGUGAUCGAGCUCGUUCGCUCGAAAAGGGUCCUGAUCGCCGCUUGCGCUUUCACCGUUAACGAGCAAAAAAAUAGCAUGGUCAAUUUUACUAGACCAAUUUCCAUUCAGACUUACAGUCUGCUCGCCGCUAGGCCCAAACACUUGUCCAGAGCGCUACUUUUCUCGUCUCCAUAUACCAAGGAGACUUGGGGAUGUCUCGCGGGGGCCAUAAUAGCCAUGGGACCGGUAUUGUACCUGGUGCACAACUGGAGUCCGUUUUAUUCGAACACGCCGUUGUCACUAGGACUGAGAUCGCCCUGGGAUUGCACGUGGUACUUGUAUGGCGCUCUGCUUCAGCAAGGAGGGAUGAAUUUACCACGAGCCGACAGCGGCCGACUGAUCGUUGGGACAUGGUGGUUGGUGGUUUUGGUGGUUGUGGCUACCUACAGCGGUAACUUGGUCGCUUUUCUAACUUUUCCGAGGAUAGACGCCUCUAUAUCCUCGAUAGACGACGUCCUGGCAAGGGAGCACGAACUCACCUGGACUCUGCCGAGCGGAAGUUACCUCUUUGAGUUCUUUGGUUCAUCCGAGGAGCCCAAAUUCCGGAGGUUCUUCUCCGGAGCCGUAAGGCCCAACGUGACGAACAAUACGGAUUUAAUGAGACGCGUCAAGGAAGGAAAUCACGUUCUGGUCGACUGGCGAACGUCGCUCAGGUUCGUUAUGAGGAAGGAACUUCUCGCGACCGGAAGAUGCGACUUUUCCCUCAGUGCAGAAGAGUUCGUUCCGGAGCCAAUCGCCAUGAUCGUUGCUCCCGGUAGUCCCUAUCUCUCAAUCAUUAACUCCGAACUAAAACGAAUGCACCAAGUAGGACUGAUUCAGAAAUGGACGGCGGAGAGAAUGCCGAUAAAAGACAAGUGCUGGGAAAGACCAGGCGUAAGUCAAGAGACUAACAACCAUAAAGUCAACAUGGACGACAUGCAGGGGAGCUUUUUUGUACUUUUUAUAGUCGCGGCAACCCAAGUCCAAGGAUACGGUUCUUCUUGGCAUGAUCUUCCGACUUCUCAGGCGCCUCCGUUUCAGCGUCCAGUAGACGUAAUGACGGAUGUGAUCAAUGAUCUUGGGGUCAGGAUUCUGCAACAAUACGGCGAGACCGGGCGUUAUGGAAACGUGGCAUUUUCCCCUACGGGGAUUGGGUUUGUCUUGGCAGCAUUGUACGAGGGAUCGGCAGGUCCUGGACACGAGCAGAUUGCGCACGCCUUGGAUCUCCCCCGGGAACAGGACAUCACCAGGAUUGGUCUUCGGGAUAUUCACAGGAGGCUAAGGAGCUACCUCAGCCCUGACGGGUUUCUUGGUGGCCUAACUCUCAACAGAGACAACACAAAGUUGAGACCAGAGUACGAGGAUGUUCUCAAGUUUCUUGGCUUCGACGUGGCUUCCAGAGCCAACGGAUCUGACGAUAAUUCAAACUCAACAACACUUCCAGAAACUACGUCCGAAGCUCCGACCACCUCUUCAGCUUCCAGUUCUCUGCUCACGACUACUCCGAUUCCGGUUGACGUUACAGAGGCGACGGAAUCCCCUACGAUCAUGACGACAUUGGUAGGUGAAGAUGUCGGGGAAGCCUCGACCAGCUCUACAAAUAUCCCGACGACGAUCAUCGCCAGCACCGAAGAACCGACGACGGCGAAAAUUGACGUGGAAACAACCACCAUGACGAUCACGACUGAAACAAUGUCUGCCGAAACAGUAACGGUUUCUGAGAUGGUCGAUAACUCCGGAGAGAAACUUACUACUAUUUCUAGUAUCUCGUCCGUCCCCACGACGACGGAAUUUCUGACAACAACUUUGCAGACAUCUUCGGCGGUGACGGAGGCCUCGUCGGAGGGAUCUGUUGUCGAUGAAACCACAGAGCUUGUUUCCUCAACAACGAUGCGUGCUACGGUAGAUACUCCGGUUAUGGUUACAGAGGGUGCUGCAACUGAAGUUGUCAUGCAAACUACCUUGACUAGCGUCGAAGAAGUGACAGAAACUACAACAUUAGGUUCUACUACUGUCAGCACCGAAGCCACAGUUCCCAGCGAGUCGACGACGCCUUUGGCCCCUGAAGUGGGUGCAGUAACUGAGAGCACAACAACAGUGAUUACUGAUUUGGAAGAGGAUGGAUCUGAAAGUGAAUCGGAAACGGACGUGACUUUUUCGAGCUCUGAAGAAACGAUCGAAAAAGAUCUUGAGGAGUUAGCAGCCACGACGGCAAUGGAAGAAAGGACCACGCUACAGCCGGAAGAAACGGUGUCGAAUGAAAUUAUUUCCGAGUCUACAACAAGUCGUAUCGAUACGACGACCGUACCUCUAGAUGUUGAGGUGGACACAUUACUAGAUUCGAUGAGCUCUGAAGCUGAUACUUUGCUUACUUUGGAACGCGAAAAUGGCAGCGCCGUGAUCACGACAACUUCCUCAUCUCUGGAAUUGGAUUCACGUGACCGACGAAGUAUUCGUGACGUUGAGAUCAGGGAUCCUGUGGUGAAGACUCUGUUAAAUGCAAGAUCCACCAAACCAGAGGUAAAGGUGAUGGCAAGAUCAGAAUCGGUCAACUCGAAAGAAACGGGUGCCGUGUGGAUCAACAGAAUUGUGGAAUACUCUUUCACUGAGAAAAACGCUGAACGGAGCACGAAUUUGCUGACAGUUCCGGGACAAGGCGGUGAUUAUGAAAAUGAGAGGUCUGUCAGCUGGAGUGCAAAUGAUGAAGCUGUAUCGGAAGGCGAAAGACUAAAGCGUGGAACUCGGAGCCCAAGAAGUUAUUUCCCCGGUCAUUUUAACAUUCCGAAAUUUCCAAGUUUCCCUGUUUAUCCAGACUCUCCUGGAGCUUCAGAGGAUACUUCGUGGACUCGUAAGGUCGGAGGAUGGCGAGUGCACUCCUCAAAGCUGGACGAAGUCUCUCAAGAUUUGAGUGAACUGACCUUUCUCGUUAACGGGGAAGAGCCAACAGUUGUUUCAGCAGCAACGUACACAGUUGUCUUGCCUUUUGCAUUCCUCUCAUCCCUGCAGGCCUUGGCAUUGGAAUUUCCUCUGGACGAUCCAAGGUACAACAUUCUUCUACUUCUGCCAACGGAUAGAGAUGGGACUCGCCGACUGGCUAGAGAACUUGAAAGCGUCGGCCUCAGGGAGUUGAGGCAGGAAUUACAUCCUUCCUGGGUCAGAGCGAUUAUCCCUUCGUUUAUGCUCAAGGGGUUCGUCACUUUAACGUCUUUUCUGCAGCGGAUUGGGAUCAGAGACGUCUUCGAGCCACGAGAUGCUGAUUUAUCUCCCAUGACUGACGACGUGGGCGUUUACGCGCGGGAUGUACAGCAGAGCAUCGGUGUUAACAUACGAAAUUACAUGAAGCCUGACCGGACGCACUCGAGUGAGUGGCAUUAUUAUCAGGCCGAUCUGUCGCCUCCACGAUUUCUUCCAACCCCCGAGCCACGUCUACGGGUCUUUCGAAACGAGCGUUACGAUGCAUGGCUUCCGAGCUGGCGGAAUUCUUACCAAUCUUUUAACCCAGGUCCUAUGUUACUAGGAAACGGACUCUUCGAGCGGGCUGGACCAGUGAGUUUCGUCGCUGAACAUCCAUUCCUCUUUUUCAUCGUCGAUGCGGAGACAGGCGUGUCCUUGAUCGCUGGGCGAAUAGAAGAUCCUGCAAAUUCGCGGAUCCUCUGACUCCACCUUUCUCAUCCAGAUUUGCCUCGUUUCGAUUCCAAUUUCAUUCAUGUAUAAUAUUGAAU
Messenger RNA from Diprion similis, 5304 nucleotides. RefSeq lists its product as uncharacterized. The transcript is spliced from 19 exons. Lineage: Eukaryota; Metazoa; Arthropoda; Insecta; Hymenoptera; Diprionidae. Bases 35 to 5239 code for a protein of 1734 amino acids. The record is from RefSeq and is a predicted model, not a curated record. Gene Ontology annotation, molecular function: glutamate-gated receptor activity. Gene Ontology annotation, cellular component: membrane.